This is a messenger RNA of Trichoderma atroviride IMI 206040, 959 nucleotides long. RefSeq lists its product as uncharacterized. NCBI's taxonomy places the organism in Eukaryota, Fungi, Ascomycota, Sordariomycetes, Hypocreales, Hypocreaceae. The record is from RefSeq and is a predicted model, not a curated record.
GGGAGAUUGGAGCAGGAAGGUAUUUGCGUAGGCACGAUUCAUGAUAUAAAUGUCGGGGGGAUUUCCCACUCUUGGAAGAUGCUUGUUUGAUAAACUCAAGCCACCAACCGCCUCCCUCUCGCCAUCACUGAAACCCGUUCAAAUCCAACCUCUUUCGUGUCAAUCCGCCCACCAUGAGCUACUCCCUCUACGAUGCCACCAUCCCCGUGGCCAAGAGCGCCCUCAAGUCUCUCUACAACGUCCUCAAGAAGGGCGAGGCCGCUUCCAACGGCGCCGCGCUCCUGGGCGCCAAAAUCCACGAGAACAUGCUGCCCCUGACCUUCCAGGUCUACAUGGUCACCGACACCUCGAGCAAGGCUGCCUCGCGUCUGCAGGGCGUCGAGCCCCACGCCUGGGAGGGCAAGAUCGAGACGUACGCCGACUGCUUCAGCCGCAUCGCCAAGGCUGAGGAGAUUCUGGCCGCUGCCGACAAGGAGCUCAUCAACAAGCGCCAGAACGAGACGGUGCCCCUUGGCCUGGGCAGCCGGGGAACCUUUGACAUUCCCGGCGUCGUUUACGCCAACGGCCACUUUUUGCCUACGAUCUUCUUCCACCUGACGACUGCGUAUGACAUUCUGCGCAAGGAGGGCAUUCCUCUGGGCAAGGACGACUACAUUGAGCCAUUCAACGGUUCAUUCGCUUCAGUGAAGAACUAGAUGUUGGGAUAUUACGGUUAUGGAAAAAAAUGAAGAGGCCAGUCCUGGUUUCAACAGUGUGUUUUUUGGUUUGAAUGGAUUAUAUGAUGAUUAUGGAAUUGCCAGAGUAUGAUGGAACAAGCACUCAGCAGAUGGUGUUUUGACAAAGAGCGCCACUCAAUCAAUACCCAACCUGUUCUCUUUUUCCCUAGAAAACAAGAGAUUCAAAUAUUCGUAAAAUAAAUUUUUUUACCACGCAUGAAUUGAUGUUCCAUCGCAUUCCAA